CUUAUAUAAGAAAAAAACUGUUCAUAGAACAAAAAUGACAUUUGAUGAUUAUUCAUUGCCUGAGUGUUUUGGGUUUCGGUUGACUGACUUCAAUUGUUACUGGGAGCCGGGUGAUGACACGCCCAUAUAUGGUACUGUGGAGGAUGGCCUCAUGGACCUGUCAUCCUCAGAGAAGGAUGCCCUUGAGCAUGACCUACUGGAAGGGUAUGAGUUUGACGACUAUGACUAUGGUAGUUAUGCUACCUAUGAUAACAUGCCUGCAGAUGCCUAUAUAAGCCCAGAAGACUGGACAUUUAACAAAAUUUACAGUCAUCAGGAUUAUCUAGGACAUUCUUAACUCUUUACUGUCUGGACCAUUUCACAUACUUUUGCAGUCAUC
Molecule: messenger RNA, 379 nt
Organism: Owenia fusiformis
Lineage: Eukaryota; Metazoa; Annelida; Polychaeta; Sabellida; Oweniidae
Source: the annotation of a GenBank genome assembly